Prunus mume (Japanese apricot) is the source of this 1903-nucleotide messenger RNA. Its product is annotated as L-ascorbate oxidase homolog. The record is from RefSeq and is a predicted model, not a curated record. NCBI's taxonomy places the organism in Eukaryota, Viridiplantae, Streptophyta, Magnoliopsida, Rosales, Rosaceae. Gene Ontology annotation, molecular function: oxidoreductase activity; copper ion binding.
GAAGACCCAAGUAUCUUCUCCUUCGAAUAAAUAUAAGGGACAGAAAUAAUAAUUGCUUGAGGAAAGGGUUGAAUAGUGGUGAAAUAAGAGAGAUGAGUUCCGUGAUGCAUAUGCUGUUGCUCUGCCUCUCGGCUGGCGUAAUAUCGGUGGUCCGGGGUGAAGACCCUUACCUGUACUUCACAUGGAAUGUCACCUACGGAACCAUCUCUCCCCUCGGAGUCCCCCAACAAGGAAUUCUCAUCAAUGGCCAGUUUCCGGGACCCAACAUCAACUCCACCAGCAACAAUAACAUCGUGCUCAACGUCUUCAAUAACCUUGAUGAACCACUCCUUUUCACAUGGAGCGGUGUCCAGCAGAGGAAGAACUCAUGGCAAGAUGGAACCCUUGGAACUAUGUGUCCCAUCCCCCCUGGUCAGAACUACACCUACCGCUUCCAGGUCAAGGACCAGAUUGGGAGCUACUUUUACUAUCCCAUCACUGCCAUGCACAGAGCAUCCGGUGGCUUCGGUGGCCUCCGCAUCAACAGUCGUCUGCUGAUCCCCGUUCCUUAUGCUGAUCCAGAGGAUGACUAUACUGUCCUCAUUGGUGACUGGUACGCAAAAAGCCAUACCGCUCUCAAGAAACACUUGGACAGCGGUCGCUCCAUGGGAAGGCCUGACGGUGUCAUCAUCAACGGCAAAUCAGCGAAGGGAGACGGCAAAGACGAGCCCCUCUUCACCAUGAAGCCAGGCAAGACCUACAAGUACAGGAUCUGCAACGUGGGGCUCAAGAACUCCCUCAACUUCAGGAUCCAAGGCCACCCAAUGAAGCUUGUUGAGAUGGAGGGCUCCCACACCAUGCAGAACACCUACGAGUCGCUUGAUGUGCACUUGGGACAAUGCUUCUCGGUGCUUGUGACUGCCGACAAAGACCCCAUGGACUACUACAUGGUGGCCUCCACCCGAUUCACCAAGAAGGUGUUGACCGGCAAAGGCAUCAUGCGCUACGAAAAUGGUAAUGGCCCAGCGUCCCCCGAGCUCCCCGAGGCUCCUGUAGGAUGGGCCUGGUCUCUCAACCAGUUCCGUUCUUUCCGCUGGAACCUCACUGCCAGUGCUGCCAGGCCUAACCCUCAGGGCUCUUACCACUACGGCAAGAUCAACAUCACCCGCACCAUGAAGAUCGUCAACUCCGCCACCAAGGUCGAUGGCAAGCUCCGCUAUGCUAUCAACGGAGUCUCCCACGUGGACCCCGAAACCCCACUCAAGCUGGCUGAGUACUAUGGAGUUGCCGACAAGGUCUUCAAGUACGACACCAUCCAGGAUGAGCCCCCCGCCACAGUUGAAGACAAGGUCACCUUGGCACCCAACGUUGUCAACCAGACCUUCCGUAACUUCGUGGAGAUCAUCUUUGAGAACCACGAGAAGAGCAUUCAGUCGUGGAAUUUGGAUGGAUACUCCUUCUUUACGGUCGCCAUUGAGCCCGGGAGGUGGACCCCAGAAAAGAGAAACAACUACAACCUUUUGGACGGUGUGAGCAGACAUACCAUCCAGGUGUUCCCCAAAUCCUGGGCUGCCAUCAUGUUGACCUUCGACAAUGCUGGAAUGUGGAAUGUGAGGUCAGAACAAUCCGAGAGGCGCUACCUUGGACAACAGUUCUAUGUGAGUGUUCUCUCUCCAGCACGCUCCCUCAGGGACGAGUACAACCUGCCAGACAACACCCUCGUCUGCGGCGUUGUCAAGGAUUUGCCUAAGCCCCCUCCAUACAGCGCCGGCGCCUAAACUCUGAUCUCAUAAUCUACGUACUAUGUAUAAAUAGGAGUUCGUACUAGUGUACUGUACAACAAAGAGGAAUGGUCUGGCUGAUGAUCAUGCAUGUGUAUCAACCCUUUCCAAAAUGCAAUAAAUUUUCAAUUCUAAUAUAUUUA